Thrips palmi is the source of this 3124-nucleotide messenger RNA. RefSeq names its product peptide-N(4)-(N-acetyl-beta-glucosaminyl)asparagine amidase (gene Pngl). Gene Ontology annotation, cellular component: cytosol; nucleus; cytoplasm. NCBI's taxonomy places the organism in Eukaryota, Metazoa, Arthropoda, Insecta, Thysanoptera, Thripidae. Gene Ontology annotation, molecular function: peptide-N4-(N-acetyl-beta-glucosaminyl)asparagine amidase activity. Gene Ontology annotation, biological process: glycoprotein catabolic process; protein quality control for misfolded or incompletely synthesized proteins; protein deglycosylation. The record is from RefSeq and is a predicted model, not a curated record. The transcript has 9 exons. Bases 245 to 2254 code for a protein of 669 amino acids.
UGCGUUUAUGAUGUUAUUAGAGUUUUAUAGUACAGGACUCUACUGUGUAUGACAUGACAAACAUGACAUAUAGCAUAAGCCCCAUCAAUCACGAUAUUAUUUAAGUCUCAGCAAUUUCAGGAACUGUACCAGCUGGACAUGGUUCUGACUCACUCUUAGAAAGAAUUGAAUGCAUUAGAGUAACUGCCUGGUGUAUGUCCUGUAUGUGAACUGUGACUGGGAUAAUCUGAAGUUGUUUAUAAAAAUGCCACCUGUGGGUUCUGCUACUCUUUUAACUCUAGAAGAGAAUCCUAGAGAAAUAUACCUUGAAGUGACUUCCGUACUUCUUCGACUCGCCAGUAAUGUGAUAAAGAAUCCGUCCGAACCGAAGUUCCGAAGCAUUAGGUUGGCCAAUCCAACCGUCGUAAACAAGUUACUUCCUGCUGUGGGCGCUAUGGAGUGUUUAUUUGAAAUGGGAUUUCAAGAGGCAGGUGACUGUUUGGUGCUUCCUACUUCUUCAAGCCUUGAAAACCUCAAAAAAAUCCACGAUGAGAUGUUCACAAGACGAAACAAAGUAGCUACUCUGUCAAGUUCGUCACUUGGUGCUGUUUCUAAAUCAACCUCUGGAGCUACCUCGCAAGCCGCGAGAAGCCAAGAUGCAUCAACCCCUUCCAGCAGCACUGCCUCAGACAAAAGAAACGUUGGGCCUUCUCAAAAGACAAAUACCUCUGCAGUAACCAAGGCAGCAGCAUCUACAGCAUCUGAGCAACAGAAUGUGAAGGAAGCGUCAGGGUCAAAAACACAUUUCACUCCUAAGCCAGGGUUUUUGGAAAGGAUUGUGGCGGCGUCUGAAGUAGUAUCACGGUCUCACAAUAAAGAACUGCUUGAUCUGGCAAAAUCAUACGUUCCCGUUACUGAACUAGAAACAGCUGCACUGGAACAGUUGCGCAAAAUACAGAUGGUUAUUAAGAAAGAGCAAGCAGAGAAAAAUCAAAAUGUGGCUGCGGAGCCCAGCAUGCAGGAACUGGUCCUCAUACAACUUUUGGCAUGGUUUAAGGAGAGGUUUUUCAGCUGGGUAAAUAAUCCUUCAUGUCAUUUUUGCUCUGGCAAGACAAAGUUUCAGAGAACUAUCUCUCGAGAUGAUAUAAGAGUGGAAGUUUAUGAGUGUGCAGUGUGUUUCCAAUCAACUGAUUUUCCACGACACACUGACCCUAUGAAACUCCUAGAAACAAGGCGAGGCCGAUGUGGCGAGUGGGGCAGGUGUUUCACGUUCUUGUGUCUUGCUCUUGGGUGGGACAGUCGACUUGUCAUUGAUGAAACAGAUCAUGUGUGGACUGAGGUUUUCCUGACCGCUCAAUCUCGUUGGGUGCAUUGUGAUCCCUGUGAAAAUGCAUAUGACUCACCUCUUAUGUAUGAGUUGGGUUGGAAUAAGAAACUUUCUUACAUUAUGGCAUAUACACAUGACAAUGUGCAAGAUGUUACCUGGCGUUAUUCAGCAAAUCAUAAGGAGAUCUUGAGACGCAGAAAGUAUUGUUCUGAAGAGCAACUUUUAGAAACAAUCAUGUCACUGAGAAAACGUCUCCAGCAAAAUCUCUCGAGUGCUAGGAAAGAAUAUCUCCUGAAGCGCACUUUAUUUGAGUUGGUUGAGUUGUGGAAAGAGCCAUCUCAGAAAGAUGGUGUGUACCAAGGAAGGCAGUCUGGCUCCCUUGCAUGGAGGCUUUCUCGAGGAGAGACAACAGUAUCUGUAAGUGAGCCUUAUGUGUGGAAACCUACACCAUUGGAGAUUGAAAGUAGAAAACUGUGCAUCAAGUAUGUACCUGGCCUGGAUCAAUAUCUGAGAGGUUCUGAUAUUUUCUUAACUGGUUGGCAAAAUGGAGUUAACACCAUCCAAAGUAUAUUCCGAAAGGAAGAGAAGGACUGGAACAUGGUUUACUUGGCUCGAGAAGAGGGCAGCGAGGUUGGGAAGGUGUCUUGGAGCAUAGACCUGACUGGAAGUGGCUUUGUGGCGGAAAGUGUUGAGUUAACCCUCAGUUCCAAAGUCUUUGAAAGUGGACAGGUAACUGCUUUGAUUUGUGGAGGAGACAGUUGUGUGAAAUUGCCGACAGAAAUGUCCAUUACGACAACAGCUCUCGCAGGUGCCAGCAUUAUCAAGGUCAAUGUUGAUCUCUGUGGUGGAGUUGGCAAUGUGGCUUGGCAGCAUGCCCAGUUAUUCCGUGCAGAACUAGGCAGCAAUCAAGUGGGCCUUGACCUCAUAGUAACACUCAAAUCUGCUUGAAAGCGACAGCGCUUGUCCCUGUUUAAUAUAGUUGUUUGUCUUGCACAUGAAUUGCAAGGGCAAGCAUGUGCUUUUUAAAGUGGCCUUUUGUAUUCCAACGUUUUGUGAUUUUAUGAUAAUGUCUGUGUUAUGGCUGAAUUGGGUCUUAGACUGAUUUUUUAAAGUAUAUAUAUUUGCGUUUUAGAACACAUUGCAGGAGCAAACAGAGUGGGAAUUCCACCUGUCACUAUUUUAUCUUGUGUGGGCCAUAAUGUAAUUAGGACUUUGUUGUAAUUUUGUUAGAAAUGACCCUGCUUAAAAACUUUACUAUAUAUCAUUGUCUUUUAGAUCUUCUCAGACAAGGCAAACUAAACACCGAGUGUGUGCUAAAAGCUGAAAUGGAGAUUUUCUUCAAAUUGUGCCUUUAAGUAGAUAGUGUCUUUUAAUAGAUAGUGUCUUCAAAUAGAGUUUUAGUGGCUUCCUAUCACAAAAGCAUUGUAAUCAAACUUUCUAUUUAUUGUUAAUCUUAUUUCUUGGUGACUCAAUGCUGUCUACAACACAAGCACCUUAGCACAAAUUUUGCUUUCUAUGAAUUUUGGAAGCUUUUGUUAUAAGUAUAGCUGUAUUGAUUUAGUAGAAUCCUCAAGGUAAUAUUAAAUGAUCAACCAAAGCAAUAAUUUUUUUAGGGAGGGGUGGAGCAGUGUAGUUAAUGCCAAUGCUCUUGUGCCAUUUUCAAGUUCAGCCUAGCACUUAUGCUUAGUAUUUGAUUGUUACCUGAUUUUCUGGUAAAAUGUAUUCAUUCAAUUUUUAACUUUAAUCAUGAUGUUAACGGUAUACAUUGAUGAUGCAUUGUGUUAAAUUUGUCAAGGGAAUUAUAUUGGUCAAGAAUUA